AUGUCGGGAGCCAGUAGUGACCAGCUGCACAGAUCCACUCUAACUGUCUAUACGAACCUGAUGGAGCACUUCAAUCCGGGCCUCCAGAAGCUUGUUGCUCUGGGAAACAGCUAUAUCAAAGCUUUUCAAGCCUUAGCUGUCUGCAGUGAGGCCUACUUCAGCGCUGUGGCUAAGAUGGGUGACCAGGCUCUGCACACACUCUCAUCUCGCUCUCUUGGGGACGUCCUGGUCCAGAUUUCAGACACACAGCGGAGACUCACUGCAGAGAUGGAGGGUGUGUUCCGAUGGUUCCAGGUGGAGGUGCUGCAAGCCAUGGAGAAGAAUGUGAAGCUGGACGAGGAAUACAUCAACGGAAGUCGCAGAGUGUACGAGCUGGAGGUGAGGAACCAGGCCGAGGCGCUGGAGAAGCAGCUCAGACGAGGAGCUUUCAGGGACUCUCUGGAGAACAGCGAGUACAUGGUGUACCUGAGGCAGAGCCAGCAGGAGAUCCUGAAGGAGGAGGAGAGGAGGUAUCGCUUCCUGGCAGAGAAACACUGUGGCCUCACUCAGUCGCUUCUCUUCCUCAUAAACAAGACCGGUGGAUCUCUUCAGCAAAAGGCCGACGGCUGGAAGGAGAAAGUGAACGAGACCAGAGGGUCCAGACCUCGCACGCCCACACACGUAGAACAAGAGGCACAGCUCCGAGGCUCAGUGAGCUCCCUGCUGCAGACUGUUGCCAGAGAUGAAGACAUGUCGUGGGCCAGGAGGGAGCAACAGGCGCUGGGCAGAGUGCCCUCUAGAGCACCGUCACCUCUGCCCAGCCGCUCCCGCUCCAGCUCAGUGGGUGAGUCUCUGGGUCUCGGGGGAGGCAGAUCCAUGAGAGCCCUGGUGUCUCACCCGUCCUCGUCCAACCCCAAGCUCCUGCCUUUCAACCGAGGGGAGGCCGUCACCGUCCUGGUGCAGGAGCCACGUAACGGCUGGUUGUACGGACGCACCGACAGCAGCCUGCGUCAGGGCUGGUUUCCUGCUGCCUAUGUGGCGCCCGUUGAAGAUUUCUCCGACACUUUAGCGACAAGCGCUGGUUCCCUGAGAAGCAGCAGUAUGAACAAUCUGCUGGAUCCAACCGACACCUACCCGGAGCAACCGGAGAGCAAGAGCUACGGCGAUGUCCCGCCCCCGGCCACGCCCAACCGCAGAGCUUCCGUAGACUCCCGGGCGAUCUCUCCCCUCCCCGAGAAGAAGGCGGAGCCAGCGGCGGAGAAGAGGCUGGGUCAAACGAAGAGCUACAACGAACACCCGCCUCCUCAGCCUCCGCCGAGUCAGAACCUGAGGAGGAGCUCUGUCGAUUUUCACCCGAUCUCCCCCCUCCCCGAGAGGAGGAGUGAAUCUGAUGUCCAGGGCUUAUCACCCCAGGGACCUGACAACCCUCUGUUUCCAAGAGGCACAAACCCGUUCGCCACAGUGAAGCUUCGCCCCACGACGACCAAUGACAGAUCUUCUCCUCGGAUGCACUGACCCGGUUGGGUUUGUAACUGACGCUGCCGGAUCGGGUUGUGGAGGCAGGACGUGCAUUUUGUGUUGUUUCUGUGUAAAGUCGUCUCAUCUGAAACGUGAAGGAGUCGGAGUCAGAAGAGCUGAGGAAGAGUCGCUGAGUUUCUUGUCCGGUAUUAGAUAAGAUGAGGUGUUGUGACUGUAGUAAAUCUUUAUGGUUAGAUAUCAAAAUCAUAAAGUUAU
Limanda limanda (common dab) is the source of this 1713-nucleotide messenger RNA. It is a transcript of the gene baiap2l2b, whose product is annotated as BAR/IMD domain containing adaptor protein 2 like 2b. Gene Ontology annotation, biological process: actin filament bundle assembly; plasma membrane organization; actin crosslink formation. Gene Ontology annotation, cellular component: nucleoplasm; cytosol. The transcript has 14 exons. Bases 1 to 1494 code for a protein of 497 amino acids. Gene Ontology annotation, molecular function: protein binding. Lineage: Eukaryota; Metazoa; Chordata; Actinopteri; Pleuronectiformes; Pleuronectidae. The record is from RefSeq and is a predicted model, not a curated record.